Dermatophagoides pteronyssinus (European house dust mite) is the source of this 1583-nucleotide messenger RNA. Its product is annotated as KICSTOR complex protein kaptin-like. Gene Ontology annotation, biological process: cellular response to amino acid starvation; actin filament organization; negative regulation of TORC1 signaling. Gene Ontology annotation, molecular function: actin filament binding. Gene Ontology annotation, cellular component: KICSTOR complex; lamellipodium; actin cytoskeleton. The record is from RefSeq and is a predicted model, not a curated record. NCBI's taxonomy places the organism in Eukaryota, Metazoa, Arthropoda, Arachnida, Sarcoptiformes, Pyroglyphidae.
UGUCUAUGUAUACAUGUAGUGUUUACGAAAUUGAUGAUAUAACCAACAAACGAUUGAUCACUUUAUUUUUUUUUCCUGGAAAUUUUGCCAAGAAAUUUCAAUUAUUUUCAACUCUUAUCUUUUUUUUUCUUAUUCUUUGUGAUCUAUUUUAAAAUCAUUCUAGAUGUCAUUGUGUUUAAUGUUAUUGUAAAUUUCCGAAAAAACAAACGAAACGUCUGUUUGAAAUUCAUAAAAUAAAAACAAAAACAAAAACAAAAAAAAUGGAACAAAUUGGAUUUUUUCCCAUCAAUAAUUCAAGUAAUAUAUAUGGAUUGACCAAUAUAAUGGGUGAUAUAACCAGAAUAUUAGUGGCCACAUUAGAGAAACAAAUUUUUGCAGUUGAAUAUUCGGAAAAUAAGAAAAUUAUAUGCAAUGAAAUUCAUUUUGCCUACAUACCUAAUAGUGCCGAUAUUAUAUCGAUUGAUGCAUUUGUUCGUUCAAAUUAUAAUGAUAUUGUUUUGGGUAUAACAUUUUUUAAAAAUUAUAAAGAAUCUGAUUCAAAUGAAUUUCGUAAAAAUAUUGUCAUUUCAAAUAAUAAUAAUAAUAAUAAUAAUCGUUCAACAUUAUUGAAUAAUGAAAAAAAUCAAUGCAAUCAUUAUUAUUUUAAUAUUUAUUCAAGUUUAAGUUCGACAAAUCGUUUUGAUUUGAAUCAAAUUGCUCAGGAUUGUCAAACAUUCGAAUUGGAUUUUGUACCAUAUCAUCUAUAUCAUACAUCCAUUUUAAAUGAAAAUAAUAUUUCGGAAACAUUAUGGCUUCUAUCCGGUAGUGAUUGUAAUGUACACAUAUUUCGUGAAGAUAAUAAGAAACAAAGUUUUUAUAAAGAUAAAAUUGAUCUGUUUCCCGAAUUAACUAGUUUUGAAAGUAUUGUUCUUUGGAUUGAUGUUAUAAAUUAUCAAGAAAAUCAAAAAUUUUAUCGUCUAACAGCGGUUGGUUGUGAAAAUGGUAGUGUUUGUUUGUUUUUUGUUGAACUUGGUGAAACAAAUAAUGCACGAAUAAUAAAAUCAUGGAAAAAUCGUUUUGAUGGUCCAAUAUUAUCAGUGAAAUUUUUCAAAGAUAAAACAAACAGUACUGUGAAUUCGAGUAAAUUAGGAUUCAAAAAUGAAUUUUCAUCCGAAAUUCAUUUAUUGGUACUGGAUUCUGUCGAGCAACCUAUCGUCUACAGGAAUGUACAGGAAAAUGGUGUUGGUGUUCGGAAAAUUCUACCAAAAAUCAAUGAAAAUAUGGUCGAUUUAUUUCCAUCAACAAUUAUCGGAGAUUCGAAUUUUGAUCUUUAUAACGAAAUCAUAUUGGGCAGUUAUGGAAAGAAAAUUAUUUUUUACAAAUUUGAACCAACAAGCCAAACUUAUUUGGUUGAAAAAACAAUGGAAGUACCUCAUCCAGUAAUAUCGAUUGCCUAUAUUGAUCUAACUGGUGAUGGAAUAAAUGAAUUGGCAAUUGUCACUACAAAAGGCAUUAUUAUUUAUCGACAUAAAAUCAACGAUAUAAUUGAUGUAAUUGAGAAAAAAAUGAAUAUAAUAUCCAUUGAUUGAUUAAAUUUUGAUAAU